AUGCCGUCCACAAAAAAACUACUGCAUUUCUUGUCAAGUGCAUGUGUAAGUGCAGCCGGUGUGGCUGUUUUAGGUUAUGGGAUGUCUACAAAUUGGGCUGAUUCCACACUCAGCUGCGCACCCAUUUCUAGUGAUAUAUUCAAUGGGACUGCCAAGCUCACAAUCCGUCUUUUUAAUGGCACUGAGGAAAAAAAUUCCUGCCCGAGGUUUGAUCAAUUUGGAGAAUCUGUUCAAGUGUUUCAGCGUCUCAUAUCAGCAGGUGGAGCUCCAAUUAUCCUGCACAUUCUGGUUGUGGCCUUGUUGGUUGUGGCUCUUUUGGGGUCUGCAGGCAGUAUUCUUGUCACUCUGUAUAACAGCUUCAGUAACCCGUAUCAGACCUAUAUGGGACCAAUCGGGCUGUACGCAUGCAGUGGACUCAGUGCAUGUGUGGCGACCCUGGCAAUGAUCCUGUAUGUGCUGAACGUGUACCCGGUUCAGAUGUUCCAGGCACUUGUGUUUGCCAAAGCGGAAAACGUAAGGUUAAGGCAAGACAAGACUGGAUUGCUGGUGGGAUUCUACCUUGUGAUUGUUUACAUCUGCGCCAACCUGAUCGCCAUCCUGUUGGUCUAUCUGUACGUCCACAGCGCACAGACACGCCGCAAAGAGCAGGAGAAACCCACAGAGGACGCACCGCAAGAUAUCAUGAUGUUCUAA
Messenger RNA from Xyrauchen texanus (razorback sucker), 693 nucleotides. RefSeq names its product clarin-3-like. The transcript is spliced from 3 exons. The record is from RefSeq and is a predicted model, not a curated record. The coding region runs from base 1 to 693 and encodes 230 amino acids. Lineage: Eukaryota; Metazoa; Chordata; Actinopteri; Cypriniformes; Catostomidae.